This is a messenger RNA of Epinephelus fuscoguttatus (brown-marbled grouper), 5386 nucleotides long. RefSeq names its product trafficking kinesin-binding protein 1-like. Bases 399 to 2960 code for a protein of 853 amino acids. Gene Ontology annotation, biological process: neurogenesis; endosome to lysosome transport; anterograde axonal transport of mitochondrion. The record is from RefSeq and is a predicted model, not a curated record. Gene Ontology annotation, cellular component: dendrite. The transcript has 18 exons. Gene Ontology annotation, molecular function: GABA receptor binding. NCBI's taxonomy places the organism in Eukaryota, Metazoa, Chordata, Actinopteri, Perciformes, Serranidae.
CCAAGCUGGCCUCCCCGGCCCCCUCCCUGCCCCUGGCCCCAGACCUGGAUCCGGACCCGGACCCUGAGCCCGACCAGCGGCACACCAACGAGGAGCAGUAUGUGAGCGAGGGCGAGUGCAGCCAGCUCGACACACACCUGGCGCCGCCUGACUGCAGGGACGCAGAGACCAUCACAGAUGUGUGCAACAGCACCGACCUGCCCGAGUUUGAGAUCAUCAGCCUUCUAGAGGAGCAGCUGCCGGUGUACCGGCUGCGGGCUGACACCGUCUACGGCUACGACCACGAUGACUGGCUGCACACUCCCCUCGUCGCACCGGACGCCAGGCUCGACCUGACCACCGAGCAGAUCGAAGAGACUCUCAAAUACUUCUUGCUAUGUGCAGACAGAGUGGGCCAGAUGACGAAGACCUACAAUGACAUCGAUGCUGUCACACGUCUGCUGGAGGAGAAAGAGAGAGAUCUGGAGUUAGCUGCGAGGAUUGGCCAGUCGCUCUUGAAGAAGAACCGAACUCUGACGGAGCAGAAUGACUACCUGGAGGAGAGAGUGGGACAGAUCACAGAGGAGGUGGCGCAGCUGCACCAUGAGCUGAACCUGAAGGACGAGCUGCUGCAGUUUUACACCAACGCAGCCGAGGAGAGCGAAGACGAGUCCAGCAGCUCCCCAACGGAAAAGAAGAGCAAAGUGGGAGCUGCUUCAGGAGGCUUUGUGAGUGACACGCUGCAGAGGAAACUCAAAGAGCUGGAAGAGGAGAACCUGUCUCUGCGCUCAGAGGCACACCAUCUGAAGUCAGAGACUGAAACUUACGAGGAAAAGGAGCAGCAGCUCGUCAAUGACUGUGUCAAUGAGCUCAGGUUGUCCAGUCUCCAAAUCUCCACCAUAGCGGAGGAACUGGCUCGUAAGACCGAGGAUGCAGCACGCCAGCAGGAAGAGAUCACACACCUCCUCUCUCAGAUCGUAGACCUGCAGAAGAAAGCCAAAUCGUUUGCGGUGGAGAAUGAGGAGCUGUCUCAACACCUGGUGGCAGCUAAAGAUGCUCAGAGGCAGCUCACAGCAGAGCUCCAGGAGUUGGAGGAGAAGUAUCUGGAGUGCAUAGAGAUGCUGCACGAAGCCCAGGAGGAGCUGAAGAACCUGAGGAACAGAAACUACCCUGCAGGAACCCCUCGACGCUUCCAUCCUCUGGGGCUGUACCCUAUGGAUUCUCUGGCAGCUGAGAUUGAGGGAACGAUGAGGAAGGAGUUGAGUCUGGAUGACCCAGAGUGUGAGGAGCAGAAGAUCCAUCGGAAGCGCGUGUUUGAAACGGUCAAAAACGUCAACCAGACGGUCCGUCAGCGCUCUCUGACUCCAACCAGCGCCAACAUCCCGGGCUCAAACCAGUCUCUGUCAGCUCGUACGUCACCCCAGUCCAGCGGCCUCUCCACGCCUCACUCCAGUGUGUAUGGAGGUGACAUCAGUGGAGACGGUGUUGCCCUUGACAACCGGACGCAGAGCAUCCUGAUGGAGACGGCAGCCAGUCAGGACAGUGCUGAGGGCCGAGAGAAGAAGACCAGUGGAGCUGAGGACCUGCGGCUCGCCCUGCGCCGCCUGUCUCUGCGUCGACAAAACAACCUGAGUGAGAGGCGCUUCUUCGAAGAGGAGAGGGAGCGGAGACGAGGAGGACACGGAGGUCUACAUGACGCCCUGAGCCAGGAGAGUGCGCUGACCCCCUCAGAGAGCAUCAUGUCCCUCGGGAACCUCCACCUCUGGGCCUCCCGAGGACCCUACCUCCCCGACAAACUCCAGAUCGUCAAACCGCUCGAAGGCUCUGCCACCCUGCACCACUGGCAGCAGUUAGCGCAGCCUCACCUCGGGGUGAUCCUGGACGCCAGGCCGGGAGUCGUGCCCAAAGGCUACAGACCCCUGGAACUGGAGCUGGAGCAGGUGUAUCCGUGGGGCGGCUUCGAGGAGGAUGAACCAGGGGAGCAAUACUUCCAGAAUCUGCCCACCUCCUCGGCCUCUGCCUCUGCCUCACCCGCCGUGCCCUCCACCUCCAGCACGAGUGACGCCAACCUCGGGCAGCCUCCACCCAGCCUCGCUCCACCAUCUCCACCCUCUCCAUCUGCGUCGCCUCAUCUCAGCAACACUGACGUCCUGGCUGCGUACUACCCAGGUAAAUGCAUGGCCCACACCAGCUCUACCUACACCUUCACCACAUGUCGGAUCCUCCACCCGACUGACGAGCUGACGCGGGUCACACCAAGUCUGAACCCAGUCCCAGCAUCGUCCGCCUGCGUGAUGACCAGCAGUCUGUUGGGCACGCCUGCUGCCACACCCUGCACGCCGCGCAGGCUCAGCCUCAGGCCGUCCGAAUCCUCGACCAACCUCAGAGAUGCAACACGCACCACCAGCACCUCCCUGGGGUUAGUGCGCCUCCUCCAGGAGAGAGGGAUCUCAGCAGCGAUGUAUCACCAGAGUCAGGGCCUGGAGUACAGUCAGGGCAUCGGAGGAGUCUUAUUCAGCACCUCCAUCGCUCCAAACCGAGCGCCCAACCCCGACCCUCUGCGCCCCUCCACCCCUCCCAACUCACCCACAGGACAGGGAGCUUCAGCUGUGCCAACGUCCGCCGGCUUCGACUUCAAGAGCCCCUCCUACGACAACUUCCUGGCCUCCAAGCCGGCGCGCUCCAUUCUGAAAGAGGUGACGGGGAGGAUGAGAGGCAGGCAGAAAGGGAGGGACUGUGAGAGCCAGACUGACGUUAGCGUGACCGUCCACAACCUCAACCUGCUGGACAAGGUGAAGCGGCUGGGUGUGGCUGGAGCUCCAGGUGGCAGAGCAAUGAGUCCCGGCCCCAUCCUGGGGCCUCUGGGUGGGCUGCGCAGAUCCGGCUCCCCUUUUGGGCCUGAUGGAAUGAGGAGGAACCGGAGUUAUCCAGCCAUGGUGGGGGCCAGCAUGGCCAUGAAAGCCCCGGGGCCCCAGGAGUAGUCUGGACUGCUGCUGGCCGUUAAGGUAGCCACGUAGGAGCCAGGCAGGGCCGAGGACUGACUGUUGAGCAGUCACCUGGAGCCUGACACUGUUCAUACUGUACGAUGACAACAUGGCACUGCUGACAGUUUCUAACCACUGCUGUGCUUCCACACAGACACUGUCCACUCGUGCUGUAAUUCAAAGCAAAAUUAGGGUUGUUUUACCCAAAUUACUGCAAAUGAUUCUGAUGUGCACCCAUGCAGAUAGUCUUGGUUUAUGUGCCCAUAUUAUGAGACAUCUGAAAUGUCUCAGACUUGUCUGUAUCGAACAAUCUGAGCUCGUACAACCAAUUUCCUAUAAUUAAAUUUUAUGUAAUUGGGUGAACUGACCCAUUGAAAGCAGAAUAUUAAUAUAAUUACUGAGAUCUCUCCCUCUGCUGUCCACUCACAUCCCUGCUUUGGAGACUGACUCUGCUGGCUAGAUGUAGUACUCCCACUCUUGCCUUUACUGAAACACAUCCACAGAAUCCCACACACAUCAAGACACACUGGUGCACUCAAAUCUUAAAUCUGCCAUCUUUGUAGUCUCUGUAGCACUAAACCAUGCCUUUCUUCUUCUCUCUCAUUGGAUUAAGAUCCACUUUUUAUAGAUCAUUCAAAACCUUUGACCAAAUAAAUAAAAACAUGUCAUGCUUAAGACAGAUUUAUACUUCUGCGUCAGCUCUACGCAUGAGGCCUACACCAUGUUGAGCAUUAUACUUGUGCGUCUGUGUCACUCCAAAUCACUAGCCUGAGUGUCAGACCGAAGCUCCCAGAACCUUCAGUCUGACAUCGCCUCCAUUGAAGGCGAUUUACAAGGGGGAAGGAAUUUGAUUUUUCCCUAACCAAUCAGUAGAGAGCAACCCAGAAUCUGACGUCAUUAGUAUCCAUGCCUCGGGGGUGCCGAAAACAAGCGAGUAUAGCCUGUUUAAAAUGUCUCCGUGUGGCGAAAUACCUCGAUAGCAUCGUUAAUGUGGUCUGUAGGAUCUGUAGCGGUUGCCAUUGUUGCUAUCCUCACCAGUCUUUUGGACGAGAUAAAUUGCAAAUUCAUUGCAGUAUGCCAGACCAGAGAUGCAAGCCUACUCAGUUGAGUGGGCGGGGUCUAUGGUCUGGAACCAGGCUACCAAAUCACUAGUCGGAGAUGGGGUUUCUAUGAAGUGCUGUAAAGUUUCAUGAUUAAAAACACACAUUAAACACACAUUAAACAUGGCUUAAUAGAGACAGUUUCAAACACAACUCAGCUUCACUAUUACUCGCAGCAUUCACAGACAAACACUUGUCUUUAUCUGGACAAAAUUAGCCUAGCAGCUAACAGACUUUUUCCUCUUCACAUAUGAAGCCAGGGACAACAUUUAACAAAGGUAACGUUACAAAAUUUGGCUCCAUUACAACUCACAAGAUUUACCGACAAAACUACUUUUACUACUAAAAACGUUUCCCCACAAAUACAACAUGCUAACGUUAUUAGCACAAGCCUAUGGCAUUUUACAUUGUAUAAAUUAGCCUAGCAGCUAGCAGAGAUUUCCUCUGCUCAUAUGAAGCCAGGAUAAAUCACACACAAGACUUAAAAUGCUAUUUUAGUGGAGGCUUUAUUGUCUUCACAAUUUAUUGUUUCUUAUCUGUGAAAUUAAAGUAAAUCAAAGCUUUGUUUCCACUGAGGGAAAUGGUUUCAGCUUACAGAGACAGACAGGAGGUCUGCGUCACUGUGACACUGUGCAGUUACAUUUCUGGGGAGGUGCACGUCAGGCUACACAUCAACGACACUGAUUUGACGCAGAAGUAUAAAUCCCGCUUUACCCUAACUCUGUCCCGUCAGUGUGACCCCUGACCUUUGUCUCGUCUGAAGUGACUGGAUGUGAAUCUGAUAAGUCGCUUUUUGUUUUAUGGGUUUUUGUUUUUUUUAUAAAUCAUUAAAUAGAUUUCACAACAGUAUUAAAGACACUUUGGUUCAGUUUCCUAAUUGGCCAUUAGACAGGGAAGUUGAUGGUGCUUCCACAGAACGAGGCGGAUCGAUACGAUGAAGCUACGGAGAGAGAGAGAGCGAUGAGGGAAGUGGCUACUCAGCUGUCACAGUUGGAAGCUUUCAGAGAAAUGAAGCAACACAGUGCCUCCACCAUCUGAUAUUUUAUUUAAUUUAGAAUGGUAAUAAUGUUCUUUGUGUGUUCGAGAGUAUGAAAGAGCUGUCACAGCUGUUGCACUUUUAUUUAUUUGAAAAAAAUCAUGUGAAUCUUCAUAAAGAUCAUGCUGUCUCACAUGUGCACACUGUAUAUACUGUUCACUGUCACUAAAUGCUCAGUAAUGACACUCAUAAAGGGAUCGUUAUGUGUUGCAUAACCAAGAACCACACAUCACUGUAAGUAUCAGGGUGAGCAUGUAAUGAGGGUGUUUUUCCAAAUAAAAAUUCAG